AUGCAACAUUGGGCGCGCUUCCCACCGUGGAAGCCUCUCGCUAAGCACGCCAAAUCGCCCAAUUUUGCAUGCCAGGACUACGCCCAGCGUGAACAUCUCUUUAUGAGAUGGAAAGAAUACUUCUUGGUGCCGGACCACAAGGUCAAGUCCAUCACUGGAGCGAGUUUUGAAGGCUUUUACUACAUCUGCUUCAACCAGCGCAACGGCUCUGUGUCUGGAAUCUAUUUUCACUCUCGCAGCGAAAAGUACGUUAAUACUCCAGCGAAACAUAUCUUAUCAGGACAACAGCGCUGA
Molecule: messenger RNA, 294 nt
Organism: Aureobasidium vineae
Lineage: Eukaryota; Fungi; Ascomycota; Dothideomycetes; Dothideales; Saccotheciaceae
Source: the annotation of a GenBank genome assembly